Molecule: messenger RNA, 1134 nt
Organism: Heterobilharzia americana
Lineage: Eukaryota; Metazoa; Platyhelminthes; Trematoda; Strigeidida; Schistosomatidae
Source: the annotation of a GenBank genome assembly
AUUGGAUAUUGGAUUGGAAGAGUACGUUAUACGACCUUGACGCUACGACAGAAUGGUUUUCUUUCAUCGUGUAGAUAGUUCCUAUCCAUUCAAAUCCUCUUACAGAUGUUACCCAGUUUCUUUUCUGGCAGAUAACUUUCGUUCUAGUGUGGAAAAAGGUGGCAAAAUUAUCAUGCCUCCAUCUGCUUUAGAUAUAUUGACUCGCCUAAAUGUUCAAUAUCCUAUGCUUUUCAAACUGACGAAUCAACAGAAUAACCGUACUACUCAUUGUGGUGUACUAGAAUUUGUCGCAGAUGAAGGAAGAAUCUAUGUACCUUACUGGAUGCUUAAAAAUCUACAUCUAGAGGAGGGUGGGCUGGUGUCUGUUGUAAGUGCAGCUUUACCGGUUGCUUCUUUCGCACGGUUUCAACCUCAGAGUACCGAUUUUCUCGACAUUUCCAACCCCAAAGCUGUGCUUGAAAAUGCUCUUCGAGAUUUCGCCUGUCUUACAGUUGGUGAUGUUAUCGCGAUUAACUACAAUGAGCGUAUAUAUGAGCUUAAAGUUCUGGAAACUAAACCAAAGGAUGCAGUCACGAUAAUCGAGUGUGAUAUGAGUGUUGACUUUGCAUCUCCAGUAGGAUAUCAACCCACUGAUUCUGGUUCUAUGCAUACUCAAGGACAUAAAUGUGCCCAGAAGAUUGAAGAAGAUCCUAUAGAAAUCCCGUCAACUGUUCAAGGCUUUCAGGCAUUUAGUGGUGCUGGUCAUCGAUUAGAUGGGAAAAGUAAACUAGAUAAAACUAAUGAAUCAGGUAGUGAUCAGUCACCAGGACAGUUGAAACCACGUGAAAGAGGCGUACCAAAUUAUAAUUAUCAACCUGGAAGCAUAACAUUUUUCAGAAAUAUGAAACAACUUGCUGCUUUAGAGAAAACUGACGAACCUGUUUUCAAACCAUUUGGAGGCGCAGGACAGCAACUGAAAUCAGAUGCUUUUAAAUGAGAUCGAAUAAUAUCUUGAAAUUUACAACUUCUUGUAUCUCUUAUUUCACAUUUAUAAACAUUUUUUUUAUUGUUGCUGUUAUUCAGCUCUUCAAUAUUUCUUUCAAUAAUUUGUGUUAUGAAGUUUUAUAACUGGGGAAAAUGACACUUUUAAGCAUA